GCUGUGUACAAUCUACCUGUGAAAAGAGUCAACAUACCGGGAGAGAAUUCAAACGGGACCCAUGACGGCAAACCUGGCGUUUCAAUGAAGAUCGUGGAGCUGACCAAGCCGGUCAGCGGCAAAGACAUCGACCUCAAGCUUAUACUGAACAGCAACGACAGUGAAACUCGGACACUAGUGAUCAAUGUCAACGUUCAGGCCAUGAGAUACACCGGGAUCCCAUCCUCCCAGAUACAGACCGAAUUGAAAGAACUGAAACUCCUUCCCAACCAAGAUCUGACUAUACCCAUCCACAUCCCCUUCUCUGUGUACGGUGAGAAAAUGCGGGAGAGCAACAGCAUCAAGGUUUCGGCUGUGGUCACAGACAAGGACAAGAGUGAGGCAGUGUACAUCACAGAGAAAGACCUUGUGCCAGAGAGCCCUUCGCUCACCAUCAAAGCCAUUGGAUCUGAAUUGCAGUAUAGUGAAAUGACGGCAGAGGUUGUGUUUGAGAACCCUCUAUCCGAAGGUCUGAGAAACUGCUUCAUAACAGUGACCGGCAGUGGCUUGCUGACUGAAACAAUGGAAGCCAGAAUGCCUUUGCUAAAACAAGGGCAACGACUACGUGUGACGAUGCCCUUUACACCAUACAGACCCGGUCCUAAGAAGCUAGUGGCCGGCUUCAACUGUGAUCAAUUCAGGGACAUUAAGGCAAGCUGCAAUGUGUACAUCAAACCCGUCACCGGUGUUGUCCCCCCACUGCGUAGAUACUAAAGCCCUCGUGAGAAUAACUCUAAUAACUCAGAUAAGUUCUGCAAUUUAUACCUUAUUUUCCUGUUAAGUCAAAUUAGGAUAUAACGUUAGGCCACCGAGACAGUGUCCAAGUUCUAUAAUUCUCUGGUAGAAUGUCCUGCUUCUAUUUCAUCACACACAACCGUUAGCUAUUUUCUAGUUGUGCUAUUUUUGACCCCCAGGCUGUUGAUGUCAUGCAACCUGUAGUUUUUAUGUUUAUAGUUUUUCAUAAAGCCAAUAACAAAUUUGAUAUCGGACGACAAUUGAAUGUUCAUGAUGUCACCGCAACAACUGUCGAAACACGUAGUAUAAACCAGCCUUUAGUCUUGAUGAUAGUUUAGUACUUUGCUUGUUUAGUACAUAGCCUCACAUGUGAAUCCUUAAAGAGAUAGGUGGGGCUAAGGCUUAAGAGGGUGUGAACAAUGCUGAAUGGGUGCAGACAAAGAAGAGCUCCUCAGUAGUAGUAAUAAAACAUUCAAGGGUCAUUUUCUCAAAAGUGAGAUUACAAGUUUUUCAACUUUCAAAGCAGAAUUACUUUCCCAUUGUUCUUCAACUGUAGUGUAUGAUAUACCAUUUUCUAAUUCUGAGUCUCUAGUUUUAUCUAAUGUAAAAAAAACUAUUUCAAAUUUUGCUACAGAAGACUAAAUCGAGCUGGUCGGUCACACAUGAAGAUUAAACAUUUUCAGGCCUACUGUACAUCUUACUGUAUAAAUUAAUGUUGAAAACAAGUGUAACAUGGCUUGACUUUGUCUAUGUAAUUCUCUGUAAUUGUGGUGCAUGUAUUGUUGACUGGUGUGGCUUCUUAAUGCAUUUUAAAUUGUCAAAUAAAAUAAAAUAAAAUGCA
Molecule: messenger RNA, 1615 nt
Organism: Salmo salar (Atlantic salmon)
Lineage: Eukaryota; Metazoa; Chordata; Actinopteri; Salmoniformes; Salmonidae
Source: RefSeq, a predicted model, not a curated record